Malurus melanocephalus (red-backed fairy wren) is the source of this 2914-nucleotide messenger RNA. RefSeq names its product Myb/SANT DNA binding domain containing 4 with coiled-coils (gene MSANTD4). The transcript is spliced from 3 exons. NCBI's taxonomy places the organism in Eukaryota, Metazoa, Chordata, Aves, Passeriformes, Maluridae. The record is from RefSeq and is a predicted model, not a curated record. Bases 1276 to 2313 code for a protein of 345 amino acids.
GACCGGGCGGGGCAGGCGGCGGACCGGCCCGGGCGUGGGGCGGUAGCUCCCCCCGCGGCGUGUGGGCAGCCUUCGGCCCCCUCGCGGGGGUAGAGCGGUGGGGCUCUGCCGCCCUCGGCCCCUCGGGGUGAUGAGGCGAUUGCCCGUCGYCUUUUUUUCCCCACGAGGAAGUCUCGUUCCUCUUCCUCCUUCUGCCGGGAGAAUCGCAGAGCCCCGCCGGCCGGAGAGGCCCUGGCUUGCUGCAGGGCCCACGGCCCCAUCUGCUCUCCGGGGCCCGGGGGCCGUGCUGGCCGGGGCAGCCGACCGUGCCCCCGCCUCCCUUUGUUGCCGCCUUGCUUUCCCUGCGGCGCUCCGGGUGGGACCGAGCUGGCCCCGCGGCUCUGCCCGCCCUCAUCCCUCCGAAGCGCUCUCCCCACGCGGGGACCCUGUGCUCUCUACCCCUUCGUAGCCGUGGCUGGUUUAGGGAAAGGGCAGCUUUGGCCUCMUAAGUGUAUGUCUUCAAUAUCCUGAAUCCCCAGCUGCUUGCCAUCUUCCGUGCUUUCUCCCUGCUUCGUUAAAUUAUUCUUUUAGGUGUUGUUGGUUCCCUUCUGUGCCUGCUUUUCCGUUUGUGURAACCGCGGGCUUCUUGCAGGGCUGUGUUGGGUGAUGUGUUGUGCGGCACCCAGAUCCUCCGAUACUAAAACCUUCGUACAAAAGCUGCUCCAAGCCAAUGUAGCCAUCUGUUASGAAUCACACAAAAAGUUUUCUAGAAAGCCUUAGGCAGAAGAUACUUAGACUCUCUAAUUUUGUUUAAAUGAAYUUAAGAGCUAGCAGGUCCUCAUAAUUUGAGGGGGRUUUUAUUCAAACAUAAGCCCUCAAAGUUUUUUAAAGAAACCAUCAAGACAUAUUUUUUUAAGUCAUGAUUUUUGUAAAGAAUUAUUCAAGUUCGAUGCUAGCAACAAGUCCUCCAGUCCUGGUGAAUGCAUGGAUGUUUUUGUUUGCUUCCUUGCAUGUUUGGGGAUUUGUUAACGGUUUGGUUUUUUUUUUGUUGGUCCAACACAUGGUCAGAAAAUAAGGUGUGAACAAUGGAGACAGAACAAGGAUACUUCUGUGUUUAGCUAUGCCAAAGGAAGCCUGACAAAUAGAAAAAUACUACCAAGUGAAGAGAAAAUUUACUUCAYGAGAACUGAGCUCUACUUUCAUUUGCUUUAAAAUUUAUUUAUAUUAGUAGUUGAUUAGUAUCAGAUCAUCCCUGUAGUCUACUGUGGUGAAAUCAUUAGGUUAAGCCUGGAAAAAAUGAAACAGUUAAAAAGGAAAAGAAAAAGCAAUUUUAGUGUUCAGGAAACUCAAACUCUCCUUAAGGAGAUCAGAAAAAGAAGAGAAGUACUCUUUUCAAAACAACUUAAUACAACAAUUAAUGAGAUGAAACGGAAAGCUUGGGAGGAAAUAGCAGAGUGUGUCAAUGCUGUAGGUGAAGGAGAGCAAAGAACAGGGACAGAAGUGAAAAGGCGGUACCUUGACUGGAGAGCACUCAUGAAGAGAAAACGUCUGAAUGCAAACAUCAAAGUAGUAGGUCCUGGGUUUCACCUUCCUUCAUCCAAUUUAGAUGACUCUCUCAAUGAAGACAUGGAUGACAAAAUGGGAUUUGCAAUUGACUCUAGUUUUGAAUGGCAAAAUAUCACUGACUUCAGAGAAGCUGGUGGAUCUUUAACAGAAAUCAAAGUAGAAGAGGAAGAGGAGGACCCACAGAAUUUCGAAUUUCCUAUUGAGGAAGAAGAAGAAAUAUUGUCAUCGGUUCUGCCAGAUUCAAAAAAGGAAAACGACCUACCAGACUUCCCCCACAUUGAAGAGUUUGGAAAUCUGAGCUCUGCUCAAGCUAGGCUAGCUUUUGAAGAUUCUCACUUGCUUAUAAAUCUGGAGAAGCAAAARGUGGAGCUGGAGAAACAGCGACUGGACAUCGAAGCCGAGAGGUUGCAAGUGGAGAAGGAGCGCCUGCAGAUUGAAAAGGAGCGGUUACGGCACGUCGACUUGGAGCGUGAGAGGCUUCAGAUAGAGAAGGAGCGACUUCAGAUUGAGUGGGAGAAACUCAGGCUAGAGACUCUGCAUACUGAGAAACCUGCCCUGGAAAAUGACCUCACCCAGACAGAAAAACCCAUCAUGCAGCCUUUGGAUCUAGAAACUGAAAAGUUAAAACUUGAAAAGGAACGUUUGCAGUUAGAGAAAGAGAGGUUGCAGUUCCUUAAGUUUGAGUCAGAGAAGCUGCAAAUUGAGAAGGAACGCUUGCAAGUGGAGAAGGAACGCCUUCGAAUUCAGAGAGAGGGUCACUUGCAGUGAAUGUCUUGACUAAGGUGUCAACAUUAGUGUUUUGAUGUUUCUAAAUUAGAAGUAGUUCCUUUCCUAAUAUUGAAACAGUCCUAGAGGCUUAACAUUCUUCUGUUCAGAGUUGAAUGUUGAUGUUUAAAAAAAUGGUGCUCAAUGUCAGUGUGCCUACAUAAAUGAGCUUAUGUGUUAAAUUGCUUUUUAGUGUAUCAGAACUUUAGUGUUCURUUCUCUUGUCUUCAAUAUUGUGCUGUAUUAGUUCAGUGUCCUCCUCUCGUAGAUGCCUUGAGUCAAAUCAAGGCUGAACCUCGUACUUUUUGUCACUGUACUAACAGGAAGGAAGGGUCAGAAUWAAUCAGCAUAUGUUGUGAGGACAUGGUGCUGACAAUAGCCUGUAUGGUAAAGAAGUAUGAUUUAGGCAGAACACAGGAAUACAGAGUCAUUGAUUCAUUAAAUUUUUAUUUCCCCCCCCCCCUUUUUUCCCAUCCCCACAAUUGGAAAAAGAGUUAAAGAGUUAUCUACAAGUUAGCGUGCAAGUAGAAUUCAUUGCAGUUGUGUUUACUGUUGUUCCAUGGCUUGAACUGAAUGGGAACAAAGAAAGUAGGUUUGUUUGUUU